This is a messenger RNA of Annulohypoxylon maeteangense, 1318 nucleotides long. RefSeq names its product Clavaminate synthase-like protein. NCBI's taxonomy places the organism in Eukaryota, Fungi, Ascomycota, Sordariomycetes, Xylariales, Hypoxylaceae. The transcript has 2 exons. The record is from RefSeq and is a predicted model, not a curated record. Gene Ontology annotation, molecular function: oxidoreductase activity. The coding region runs from base 74 to 1195 and encodes 373 amino acids.
GUCAACUCUAAUAAUUAAAUCGAAACUGCUUCAGACAAACAACAACGAUAACACCAAUAUCAACUCCAACGCAAUGUCGCAGAUAACUGUAGAACCCCUCACAUUCCCAGAGACAUCUGGCGUAAACUUUGGAGCCAUUAUUCAUAAUGCAGAUGUUGAACAUCUCACUGAUGCCGACUUCGAUGUUAUUCGCGAUGCUCUUUUCAACCAUCAAGUAAUCGUAUUUAAGAACCAAUCCGGCACAUCGCCGAAAGCUCAAUUCGAGCUAACGCGACGCUUCGACCCUGCCGGAACCUCGUACGGUCAUGGCAAGACGAUCGAUGCGAAGCGCAGCAUUUUACAUCCCGAUCUCAAGACCAUUCCGCAUCAACCUCAAGUGCAGGUUAUCGGUAAUGGGUUUGUGCCCGAGUAUGAAGGCUUGAAGAAUGCCCAGCUCAAACACCCACAUCACAAAACCUUUCAUGUGACUACUAUUCCUGAUGAGGAAGACCUCGAUUUCACCCGCUUCUACCGUUGGCACAUCGAUGCUGCCCUGUACGGACUUGCUCCUCCGAUAGUGACUACGCUGCUUGCGGUUAAAGUCCCGGAUGGCCGCCGUCAGAUCUGCCGCUAUGAUGAUGGAACCGGCGAUGAGUUGGAUGUCCCCUUGGGCACUACGGCGUUUGUCUCCGGUUAUUCGAUGUACGAUAUCCUCUCCGAGGCCGAUAAGGAGUUUGCGCGCACAACUAAGGUUGAAUACGCGCCGCACCCGUACAUAUGGAUCAGCAAAGCUAAGUCUCGUCCUACCGGGCUAGGCAUGGUCUCCCAGGGUUUUGAAGUCCCCCUAAAUGACCUUCCUCCUAUCGAAGAGGACAAGAUCCAGGUUUUGCCUUUGUGUUGGCGUAAUCCGGUGACGGGCAAACUCGCCUUACAGGUGCAUCCAUCACCAGCCCGGAAACUUCACCUCGCAGAUGGGACCAUUAUCGACGACCUAGAGAAGGUCCGCGAGAUCAUAUAUCGGUUGCAACGCCCAGGUAUCGCGCCCAAAAUGGUAUAUGCGCACGACUGGGAAGAGGGUGAUUUCGUGCUCUUCCAUAACCGGGGAUUGCUUCACUCUGUUGUCGGUGCAUUCGCCGAGGAUGAGGUUCGAUUGUUUAGGCAGUGCAAUAUUGCGGCGAGUCAUUUCCCGGAAGGACCCGAGUCCAUAGCGGUUUAGUCUAUUUCCUAAAUUUGAAUUUAUUUCAAAAGAGCAUGUCUUUAUAACCAUAUUCACGAUUAUAGAUGGGAUUUCUGAAGUAUAUCAAUAAACAUCUUACUAUUGAAAGGUACCUACUCCAAC